AUGACUAAAGACUACAUUUGGUGGAAAGACGCUACUGUUUAUCAAAUCUGGCCUGCUUCAUAUAAAGAUUCAAAUGGAGAUGGUGUAGGUGAUAUUCCAGGUAUUAUUUCUACAUUGGAUUAUGUUAAAUCUUUAGGAACUGACGUAAUUUGGCUCUCGCCAAUGUACGAUUCUCCUCAAGAUGAUAUGGGGUACGAUAUUUCAAACUACGAAAGUGUUUAUCCAAAAUAUGGAACUUUAGAAGAUAUGGACAAGUUGAUUGAAGGUGCACACGAAAGAGGUAUGAAAUUGAUUUUAGAUUUGGUUAUUAACCAUACAUCUUCCGAACAUGAUUGGUUUAAACAAUCGAGAUCGUCCAAGACCGACCCAAAAAGAGACUGGUAUAUCUGGAAACCUGCACGUUAUGAUGCUGAAGGUAAUAGACAUCCUCCAAAUAACUGGGUAUCUCAUUUCUCCGGAUCUGCCUGGGCUUACGAUGAAGCUACUGACGAGUACUAUUUGCAUCUUUUUGCAGAAUCUCAACCAGAUUUAAACUGGGAGAAUGAAGAAACAAGAAAAGCCAUCUAUAAGUCUGCUUUAUCAUUCUGGUUUGAAAAGGGAAUCGAUGGCUUCAGAAUUGAUACUGCCGGUAUGUAUUCGAAAGUCCAAUCGUUCCCAGAUGCGCCAAUUGUUUUCCCAGAUUCCGAAUGGCAACCAUGUCAUAAGUAUUUCCAAAAUGGGCCAAGAAUUCAUGAAUUCCACAAGGAGAUGUUUUCAUCUGUUACAUCGAAGUAUGAUGCUAUGACUGUGGGAGAAGUUGGCCAUUCACCUCGUGAAGAGUCUUUGAAAUACGUAAGUGCAAAAGAAAAAGAAAUGAAUAUGAUGUUUUUAUUUGAUGUUGUGGAAGUUGGAUCAAACACUGCUGAUAGAUUUAUAUAUGAAGGCUACAAAUUAACUGAUUUCAAAAAGGCUGUUGAAAACCAAAGUUCAUUUAUUGAAGGCACGGAUGCUUGGUCCACUGUCUUCUACGAAAACCACGAUCAGCCAAGAUCCAUUACUAGAUUUGGUAAUGACUCCAAUAAGUAUAGAGUUAAAUCAGGAAAACUUUUAGCUUUAUUGCAGUCUACUUUAAGCGGCACUUUAUAUAUAUAUCAAGGUCAAGAAAUUGGUAUGACUAAUUUACCAAGAACGUGGUCUAUUGAUGAAUAUCUUGAUAUUAACACUAUCAAUUAUUACAAAGAAUACAAAGCUAAAUAUGGAGAUAACAAGGAAAAAAUGGAUAAAUUGAUGGACAGCAUCAAUUUAUUGGCUAGAGAUCAUGCAAGAUCCCCUGUUCAAUGGGAUGAUACUGAAAAUGCAGGAUUUUCUACAGGAAAACCUUGGACGAGAGUUAACGACAACUAUAAGGAAAUUAACGUUGCGUCACAAGUUAAUGAUCCAAAUUCCUUAUUCUCUUUCUGGAAGCAGAGUUUAAAUGUUAGAAAGGAAUAUAAAGAUUUGUUAAUUUAUGGUUCCUUCAAAAUUCUUGAUAAGGAAAACCAAAAAAUCUUUACUUAUGUAAAGGAGACUGCUGGUCAGAAAGCAUAUGUUGCUUUAAAUUUUACUUCAGAAAGUUUGAAAUUUGAGAACUUGGAUGGAGGCAAAUUAGAGUUAUUACACUCAAACGUUAAUGUUGAAGAUGAAAGCACCUUAAGCCCUUACGAAGGUAGACUUUAUCUUGUUACCUGA
Debaryomyces fabryi is the source of this 1707-nucleotide messenger RNA. RefSeq names its product oligo-1,6-glucosidase IMA1 (gene MAL2). Gene Ontology annotation, molecular function: alpha-amylase activity. The coding region runs from base 1 to 1707 and encodes 568 amino acids. Lineage: Eukaryota; Fungi; Ascomycota; Pichiomycetes; Serinales; Debaryomycetaceae. The record is from RefSeq and is a predicted model, not a curated record. Gene Ontology annotation, biological process: oligosaccharide catabolic process. The transcript has a single exon.